AAGCUUUUCCGUCAGAAAGCCGUGCACGUGCACCGGCGUCUCCUCGUUACCAUAGCGACUGGGCGCCGGGCCCCCAGGUCCUCGCUGCUUUGUCAACAUCUUUUAGCAUCAGCAGCUCCGAAGGCCGGCGUAACUGAUAGGAAUUGUGUGAAAGAAUCUUCUGAUGUCAUAAUUUCUUGGUGUCACUGAACAUUUGAUCAUCAUCCCUUUGGCAAUUCCAGUCUUCUAUGGAAGGUUUUCAGUGAAUUAUGCCUUUUCGGUUUGGGACCCAGCCAUGGAGGUUUCCAGUGGAAGGAGGAGAUUCUUCAAUCGGGCUGGAACCUGGGCUGACCUCCAGUGCUGCCUGUAAUGGGAAGGAGAUGUCACCAGCCAGGCAACUCCGAAGAUGCCCUGGAAGUCAUUGCCUGACAAUAACUGAUGUUCCCAUCACGGUCUAUGCAACAAUGCGAAAGCCACCUGCACAAAGCAGCAAGGAAAUGAAUCCUAAAUAGCAUCAUUAAGUCUUUCAUGGAGGUUUGACUAGGUCAAGGGUAGUGGGGCAGUAUCAUCACAUGAUCUGGUAAACAAAUAAAAGUGGUGGCACCUUUGGAUGAUGACAACAGCUGAAAUGUUUACUUUUAGUAGGAAAAUAUUGAAUCGUAGUGUAUAAAACAUGUAGUAAUAAGCCAUCAGUUAUUUUUGAUAGAUAAGACAGAAUAAUAUUUCACAAUUAGAUAGUACCUUAGAGAUUAUUUUGCUCACCGUGGACCAGUAAUAACAAUAAUUCAAGAUGCUUAAUCCACCUUGAUUAUCAAUCAAGAAGGGUCCAUUCUAAAUGCUUAAUGUGUUGUAGACCAGGUUCCUUUGUUUAUAUUUGGGUUGGUACUUAGCUGAAUUCUUUCACUUGAAUAUCCUGAGCCAAUUUUAGGUUUGAUUUCUUUUGAUAAUGCUGAUAAUAGAGCUUAGUCCAAGACCAAAGAAAGUUCUUAGUCCAUGGUUAAUCUGCAAAGCAUACAUAUAAAGUGCGUAUGGGAACUCAGGUUGUUGGUUAAAUUUAUUAUAAUGAGUUCAAGGCUAUAUUUCUAAUCCCAUUUUUCCAAAAAAAGUAAUGGCCCAUCGUAAACACUGUACCUGAAGUUCCUGCCAGUCAUUUUGAAAUUGUCUAUAAUGGGUAUUGAGAAACUUCAAAUGGAUCUUUUUGUUUGAUUAGACUUAAGGAUCAGUUUUGAGAUCUAAGCCAGCUCUUUAUGUUCUUUUUUUCCUUCUUGCAAUAUUCCCAAGAAACAACCUGCUUUCUUUUCCUUUAGAUGGUUGCCACCAUCCAGCCCAUGAAAUUGUCUUCUCCAAAAACUGACUUUAGCGUCAGAUACAGUUUCUUGUCCACUUUGUUGUUCCUGAAGAUAUACAUCUAAGCCUUUUAAAAUGAAAGUUAUAUUACUGUAUAAUUACAUGGAGAUAGAUGCAUGUGUACUACAUAAGGUGAAAAAGAAAAACUGCCAAGGAUUUAUAAAUGGAAAGAUUCUGAGAGUUUUAUAUAUCAUAUAUUAAUAAUAAUAAUAUAUAAUAAUAUAUGUAUAAACUGGAAAACUUCACACAGUGCUGGGAGGUGUUGGAAUUCUGAUCAAUCAGAAUAGGAAGACCUUGUUAUACAUAUGGGGUAUUGAGUAGAGAGACCUCAGAAAAGUCUUGUCUUAGUAGGAAGUAUAAACUAACACUAGACUAAAAGCUAAUGUACACCAACUUUAAUAAAGCUUAAAAAUAAAAUUUGAGAGAAUCAAGGUGAUCCCCAAUUAAUUUAUUUGCCAAAUAAAAGUUUAAUACUCUUUAAAGGAAGAGAACAAAAAGGAAAUUGCCCAAGGCUGGGGAAAGAAUAACAGGACAGGAGAAGUGAUUAAAAAUUUCUCAGAGCUCAUAUAAGGCUAGGAAUAAUUUAUGUUUUAACCAUAGUAGAAAAAUCUUUUAAUACAUGUAGCAUUGAGUAGAGUUUUCAGCAUGAUAUUAUUUCAGUGGGGGUGGCUGUGGGAUGCAGGGAUAGGAAUAGCUUUAGACUGAAAGUGGCUCUGGACCUGCAUUAUCAAAGCUUAAGAGUAAAACUUGAAAGGACCAAACUGAUUCCAAGUAACUGAAUUGCAUCCAAGAAGGGAAAAAAAGAAAAAAACUCUAAAUGUAAAAAACUACAGUAAAGUCCAGCACCAAAGAUGUAAAAUUGACAAUAAAAAAUUACCAUACAUGCAAAAAGGAAGGAAUAUAUAAUCCAUAGUUUAGAGAAUCUGUCAGUAGAAAUAGACUCAGAAUGACAGAUGAUAGCAUUAGCAGAGAAGCUACUACAAAUAUUCCAGUAGUAGAUGAAAUCAUCAUCAUAAUGAGGAGAGAAAUGGAAGGUAUAAAAAAAGACCCAAGUUGAACUUCUAGAAAUGAAAAAUACAAUAUCUGAAAUAAAAAUAUGAACUGAAUUGGAUUAAGAACAGAUUAGAUACUGGAGAAGAAAAGAUUAAUGAACUUGAAGACAUAAGUUAUACAAAUUAUCCAAAAUGUAGUACAAAAAAACAAAAGGGGCUGAAAUGAUAUAUGAAUUUUGUAUUUCAGUAUAAAGCAGUUAUAUACAUGUAAGUGGCUUCCAAGAAGGAGAAAGGAGGAAGAUAGAAAAAUAUUUAAAGAAAUAAUGGCCAUAUUUUUUUCCCAUAUUUGAUACUUAGCCAACACCAUGGAGAAGAAACAUGAAAAGAAAACAAAAAAUUAAAUUGUCUGAAAUUAAACUAAAUAACUAAUUUUCUGAAAACCAGGGAUAGAGACAAUCCUAAAACCUGACAGAGAAAAAUGACACAUUCAGAAGAACAAAAAUAAGAAUAAGAGCACAGUUUUCAUCAGAAAACAUGCAGGCAAGAGGGC
Messenger RNA from Rhinolophus ferrumequinum (greater horseshoe bat), 2868 nucleotides. RefSeq names its product family with sequence similarity 229 member B (gene FAM229B). NCBI's taxonomy places the organism in Eukaryota, Metazoa, Chordata, Mammalia, Chiroptera, Rhinolophidae. The record is from RefSeq and is a predicted model, not a curated record. The coding region runs from base 249 to 491 and encodes 80 amino acids. The transcript has 4 exons.